This is a messenger RNA of Meloidogyne enterolobii, 303 nucleotides long. NCBI's taxonomy places the organism in Eukaryota, Metazoa, Nematoda, Chromadorea, Rhabditida, Meloidogynidae. The record is from the annotation of a GenBank genome assembly.
AUGUUGCAUUAUUGGUUUGUUACUUCACAAAAUAAAUCAGAUAAAUUGAUUUUUUGGUUUAAUGGCGGUCCAGGCUGUUCGUCUCUAUUAGGGUUACUUGAUGGAAUGGGUCCUUAUCUUAUCAACAAAGAUGGAAAAUCGCUUCGUAAGAAUGUGUAUUCUUGGAAUAAAUACGCCUCAGUUGUCUAUAUUGAAUCCCCCGUUGGUGUGGGAUAUUCGUAUUCGCUUAAUGGAAAGAUAGAAAACAGUGACGAUUAUGUAAUAAUUUUUUGUUUUAAUUUUUUAAAAGAUAUCUACACCUAA